Molecule: messenger RNA, 462 nt
Organism: Didymella exigua CBS 183.55
Lineage: Eukaryota; Fungi; Ascomycota; Dothideomycetes; Pleosporales; Didymellaceae
Exons: 4
Coding region: 1-462 (153 amino acids)
Source: RefSeq, a predicted model, not a curated record
AUGCAGGCAAUCAUCAAGACCGCGUUCCCUCCGCAGUCCGGUUUCCUAGGUCUGAAUGAUGGCACAAUCUUCCCCAGAUCGCGUUUCGCCCCCGAGGUCUCCAUCGGAAAGGUGGCUGCGGCAGUACUUGAACGUAAGCCACUGCGGAACGCCAUCAGAAUCUUCGUCGUCGAUCUGUGGUUCUCCAAAGGGAAGAUAGCCACUGGCUCCGUGACGGAGUACUACUCUGAGGUGUCCAACAAUGCUAUUUCGUUGACUGGCGACGUCCUUGGACCAUUCACCCCGACGGAGAACAUGACGUACUAUGCCAACAAUGGAUCCGGCAUGGGGUGGCCUGGACCAAACUCUCAAACGAUGGCAGACGAGGCAUUCGCCGCUGUGAAGGACAAUAUCAGCUUCAACCAGUAUGACAACGAUGGUAACGGCUAUGUGCGCAUCAACAGACUGACUUGUAUACUGUGA